CGUUCACCCGUUCACCACACACACACACACACACACAUACGCACACACGCCACCAGGAAACCUAUUUCACAACAAAUGGAUAAGGCGAAACACUCUCGAGGCUAAGUCAGCUGCUAACAUUCAACUCCUCAUAUUGCAGUGAAAUGAGGGCAGCAUGGGGGCCAAAGAGUCGAGGAUAGGAUUCCUGUCGUAUGACGAGGCCGCGAAGAGAGUCACUGAUGUGGAAUUGAAACGUCUGAAGGAUGCUUUCAAGAGAACCAGCGGUGUCUCCUAUUACAUGACCCAACAGUGCUUCUACAGGGAAGUGCUGGGAGAUGGAGUUCCCCCGAAAGUUGCAGAGGUUAUUUACACCUCAUUUGGAGGCUCGUCUAAAGGGCUACACUUCAACAACCUGAUCGUUGGUCUGGUGCUUCUGACCAGAGGACGCGAUGAGGAGAAGGCGAAAUACCUCUUCAGCCUGUUUGCCAGUGAUCUGGGUGGAUAUGCUGCCAGAGAAGAUAUUGAAGCAGUUCUGCAAGUUUUGGAUGGAGAGAUUCCAACCUCCCUCAAGAAGUGCUUCAGUGAGGGUGACAAGGUGAACUAUGAGCGCUUCAAGAACUGGCUCCUGCAGAACAAAGAGGCCUUCACUUUGUCCAGAUGGCUUCUGUCUGGCGGAGUGUGUGUCACGCUCACCGAUGACAGUGACACGCCCACUUUCUACCAGACACUGGCUGGCGUCACACACCUGGAAGAGUCAGACAUUAUAGACUUGGAGAAGCGCUACUGGCUCCUGAAAGCCCAGUCCAGAACUGGCCGCUUUGACUUGGAAACCUUUGUCCCGCUGGUGUCUCCUCCCAUCCAUGCCUCACUGAGUGAAGGCUUGUUUCAUGCCUUUGACGAGAACCGGGACAAUCACAUCGACUUUAAAGAGAUCUCUUGUGGACUCUCUGCGUGCUGCAGAGGGCCGGUCGCUGAAAGGCAGAAAUUUUGCUUCAAAGUGUUUGAUGUGGACCGUGAUGGAGUUCUGUCUCGAGAUGAGCUCCAUGAAAUGGUGGUGGCCUUGCUGGAGGUGUGGAAGGACAAUCGCACAGACACACUCCCUGAGAUGCAUAGCAGUGUGUCCGACAUAGUAGAAGACAUCCUGAAGAUACAUGACACGACCAAGCUGGGUCACCUGACCUUGGAGGACUACCAGAUAUGGAGUGUGAAGAGCGCAUUAGCCAAUGAGUUUCUAAACCUACUUUUCCAGGUCUGCCACAUAGUCUUGGGGCUCAGGCCUGCCACUCCUGAAGAGGAGGGGCAAAUUAUCAGGGGCUGGUUAGAAAGGGAGAGCAGACAUGGGCUGCGGCAGAGUCAGAACUGGUUCCUCAUCUCCAUGCUGUGGUGGCAGCAGUGGAAAGACUAUGUCAAAUACGGCAGUCCCUGCUGUUGUCUUCCUGUCCAGGAGCAUAAAGGCAUCGUGGUGGAGCAGCCAUCCAUCCUGAGCUCACUGCGGAGUCCGAUGGCCAUCACCACCAUAGGGCCGGCCCCUCCUGACAGACUGGGAGGCCUGGGAACCUUCAGCCCCAUCAGCCCCACUGAGGAGAGGUCACCCGAUGCUGUGUCCAGUGCCUCAGAGGCUACAGAGACUGCUCUGAGCCCCCAGGUCUAUCCUUCUGCUACAGAGAGCUGUUUUGCUCGUCAGCACAACAUAUCGGACGACAACAAUCAGUGUUUUUCUGGAGCCAAUGGCCACCUCCCCUCCCAGCUGGCUGCACAAAGACCUGGAGCCAUCGAUAACCAACCUCUGGUCAACACAGACCCCAUGAAGGCCCCUACGCUAACCAUGGAGGGUGGCAGACUGAAGCGCUCCUUGCAGCUGGUGCCAGGUCGAGACUUUCAAAUUGUGCCAGAGCCAGUGUGGCGGGCGCUCUACCACUGGUAUGGUGCCAACCUCAGCCUGCCGCGACCGGUUAUUCUGGAGAGCAAGACAGGCCAACCAGAGCUGGAGCUCUUCCCACGCUACGUCCUCUUCCUCCGCCAGCAACCAGCAACGCGCUCCCCACAGUCCAACAUCUGGGUCAAUAUGGGUAUGACCAGCCUGCGAAUGUUCCCACCGUAUUUACCCCCACCAAGAGCAGGUUCUGUGCCAUCACCUAACGCUCCUCUGAAGAGGGUGUUGGCAUACACCGGCUGCUUCAGCCGAAUGGCCACGAUCAAGGACAUCCACUUCUACCUAUCCCAGAGACUUCGCAUCAAAGAGGAGGACAUGAGACUCUGGCUCUACAUCAGUGAGAACUACCUCACCCUCCUAGAUGAUGAAGAUCACACACUGGAGAGUCUGAAGGUCCACGAUGAGCAGCAGCUAGUUAUUGAAGUGAGGAACAAAGACAUGAGCUGGCCUGAGGAAAUGUCUUUCAUUGCCAACAGCAGUAAGAUGGACAGACACAAAGUUCCUACAGAGAAAGGAGCCACUGGUCUCAGUAACCUUGGCAACACCUGCUUCAUGAACUCCAGUAUCCAGUGUGUGAGCAACACCAAGCCUCUCACAGAGUACUUCAUCUCAGGGAAACACCUCUAUGAGCUCAACAGAACCAACCCCAUUGGGAUGCGAGGUCACAUGGCCAAGUGUUAUGGUGACCUGGUGAUGGAGCUGUGGAGUGGCACUCAGAAGAACGUGGCUCCGCUCAAACUCAGAUGGACGAUAGCAAAGUACGCCCCGCGCUUCAAUGGUUUCCAGCAGCAGGACUCUCAGGAGCUGCUGGCCUUCCUGUUGGACGGUCUCCAUGAAGAUCUAAACCGAGUCCAUGAGAAACCCUAUGUGGAGCUGAAGGACAGUGAUGGCCGGCCCGACUGGGAGGUGGCCUCUGAGGCAUGGGAGAACCACCUGCGCAGGAACCGUUCCAUUGUGGUGGACCUCUUCCACGGCCAACUCAAGUCCCAGGUGAAAUGUAAGACGUGCGGCCACAUCAGCGCUCGCUUUGACCCUUUCAACUUCCUGUCUCUGCCUUUGCCCAUGGACAGCUCCAUGCAUCUGGAGAUCACUGUCAUUAAGCUGGAUGGCUCCACACCUGUGCGCUAUGGCUUGAGGCUGAAUAUGGAUGAGAAAUACACAGGACUGAAGAAACAGCUGAGCGAACUGUGCAGUCUGAAGCCAGAGCAGAUCCUUCUGGCUGAGGUCCACAACUCCAACAUCAAGAACUUCCCUCAGGACAACCAGAAGGUUCGUCUGUCAGUAAACGGUUUCCUGUGUGCUUUUGAGGUCCCGGUGCCAGGUUCACCAACAUCACUGACCUCCCCCACACUGACAGACGUCACUCCUGUAGCUAACGGCUCAGCUCCUAAUGGUCAUCUGGACAAUAAGCCCUGCCUCAUUCCUAACGGUGGGCCCAGCAUGAUGGUUCCCUGCAGCUCAGAGAUAACUGUUGGCAGUGCGGUCACUAACGGACACAUCACACCAGUGCAGGAAAGCCCCUUUAUUGGAUACAUCAUUGCUAUGCACAGAAAGAUGAUGCGUACAGAGCUGUACUUCCUAUCAUCUCAGAAGAACCGGCCCAGUCUGUUCGGCAUGCCCCUCAUAGUUCCCUGCACUGUCCACACCAGUAAGAAAGACCUGUACGAUGCUGUGUGGAUCCAAGUGUCCCGACUGGCCAGCCCACUGCCCCCACAGGAAGCAAGCAACCACGCCCAGGACUGUGAUGACAGUAUGGGCUACCAGUAUCCCUUCACUUUACGGGUCGUGGGUAAAGAUGGCAAUUCGUGUGCCUGGUGUCCCUGGUACAGGUUCUGUCGAGGCUGUACAAUAGAAUGCUCAGAGGACAGAGCUUCUGUUGGGAAUGCUUACAUAGCUGUGGACUGGGACCCCACUGCCCUGCACCUCCGCUACCAGACCUCCCAGGAGAGGAUCGUGGAGGAGCACUGCAGUGUGGAGCAGUCUCGCCGGGCCCAGGCUGAGCCCAUCAGCUUGGACAGCUGUCUGAAGGCCUUCACCAGUGAGGAGGAGCUGGGAGAGGACGAGCUCUACUAUUGCUCCAAGUGCAAGACCCAUCGACUGGCCACAAAGAAACUAGAUCUCUGGAGGCUGCCACCCAUUCUGAUUGUCCACCUCAAGCGCUUCCAGUUCGUUAAUGGUCGCUGGAUCAAAUCCCAGAAGAUUGUCAAGUUCCCACGGGAGAACUUUGACCCUGGCGCCUUCCUGGCUCCCAGAGACCUAGAGCAGCACUGCCUCCACUCCCGCAGUGAGAGCGAGGAUCUGCUCAGGGUUGGAGAAGACAAUCUGUCCUCUAUCUCUGCCCCCGCUGGCUUCUGCAACCUCCCCAAAGCCUCCCCCGCCUCUAGCAGGAAGUCGGCACCUUCUCUCAGUCGGACCAGCAGCCCCUCCAGUAGCCCAAAGAGCAACAGCGGUGGCCGUAGGCCCGGCCGGCUACGUCUGCCUCAGCUGGGCAGCAGACACCGCCUCUCUAACAGCAAAGAGAGCCUGGAUGGAGCUACUAAUCCUGAGGCUGAGCCACGGGAGAGUGCACCACAGGUGGACACAGAGGGGAGCACAUUAGCAGGGGCGACGGGCCUUACUGGUUCAGGAGAGGCCAUCAUGUCUGAGUCACUGUGCAGCACGGAGGCGUCAAGCAGCCACUGUGAUGUGGUCCUGAUGAACGGUGACAGCAACGGGCUGAGCUCAGACUGCAGCACUGAGAGCUGCAUGGAUCCUGACAACUCGCUGCUACAGCACAGAGACAACAUGUGUCUGGAGGCCGUCUACAACCUCUAUGCAAUAUCAUGUCAUUCAGGAAUCAUGGGAGGAGGCCACUAUGUGACAUAUGCCAAAAACCCCAAUGAGAAGUGGUACUGUUACAAUGACAGCAGCUGUAAGGAAAUGCACUCUGAGGAGGUCGACUCUGACUCUGCCUACAUCCUGUUCUACGAGCAGCAAGGUGUAAACUACUCCCAGUUCCUGCCCAAGAUCGACGGCAAGAAGAUGGCUGACACUAGUAGCAUGGACGAAGACUUUGAGUCUGACUACAAGAAAUACUGUGUCCUGCAGUGAUGGCACCAUAGUCUUCCAUCAGCCAGCACUACACCUGCUCUGUGCUGCCCCCUGCUGCUCUGAGCAGGAAGCAGCAGAUAUUCAGAUCAGUCUGAGGAACAAUGCCUGGAGUCAGACUGAGCUCUCUGCGUUUAGGGAUGCGUCGCAGCACUUUCUACACUUGAUCACAAACAUGGAUUAGUGCAAAGGUUUACCAAGGUGACAGUGAAGCCCCGGUGAAAGCACUAAACUGGUGCACUUUGCUCCUCCUCCUCAUCCUCCUCCUCCUCCUCCUCCCCCUCCUCAUGUGAACAACCCUAGCCAUAACAUACAUGUAACACCAACUUGCAUACUAACACAUCUCUGAAUGUAUGCCUAUGUGGCCAAGUGACAAAGACCUGAGGACCUGAGUGACCAGAGCCCAGAUAUUUUAAGUGAAGAAGGAAAAUGACAAGGCCAUUUAAAGAAUUCCUCUUGUAACUGCGAGGCCAAUAAUUGGACACAGUUUUAAUGCCAAUUUUGAACGAGGUCCAAAGCUUCAAAACCCUACUGUGAUGAUGUCAUAUUUGAUGCCACAAGUCAAAGUCAUGUUAAAAUGUUGAUGUCACGUAGACUUUAAAAAGAGAUAGUGUCAUUAAGGAAAUUAUGAGUCGUAGGCUACCUCAUAGCGUCUUGCAGCCUGUCAGCCAACUGCUCCCUAAACACCUGUGACAGUAUUAAUAAUAAUAUGUAAAUGCUUCCUUUUUUAUACGUGGUACAACACAAACCCAACACAAACAUCACAACCCUCUUAAGGAUGCUCGCACAGGUCCUGAUGAAAUUAGGUUUGAGCCUUCAGCUGCCAAAUGUCCACGGUUAUCAGUGCAAUGUUGACGCGUCUCUGUCCCUAACCUCUCUACACUCUCUCAGAUCAGGAUUCUUACGAGCAUUUAUGGUUUGCUGAACACAGAUGCCAUGAGGUUUAUUUUUCUUUUAUUACUGCACAUGCAUUCUUUUUUUAAAAAAGAUUUAUUUUAAGGUUUGGGUCUUUGUUAGGGCUCAUCUUCACGUGAACCUUUCUCCCGCUGCAUUUCUCAACUGUUGAGAUUCAAACUCAUGUAACUCAGAGGUUACUACUUUCCACAAUAAGAAAUGAUUUAAAUUAAAAAAGAUUGUAUGACACCUCUGAAACGCCACUGAACCCAAAUAUUUGUAGCAAGAUCAACCAAAACUACUCCCUUUUUUUUUUUUUAAAUUAGAUUUCAUACAUUCGAGUUUCCAGUCAAAACCUGACUUCUACAUUACCCACAAUGCAAGUUUACUGCCGACACUUAGCCUGGACGUUUGUCUUUUUAAAAUCAGGAGAGAUCCGGUUUUAAACACAAAAAAACUGUAUUCUUCAGCCAAAUGAGUGUAUAAAGGAAGAAAACAGCGUACAGUACAAGUGUUGUCUUGUAAACAGACUGAUGUGUGAAGUCGGUGGAGUUCCCUCUUAAUUGUUAAGACUGACUGUGGUUUCAAGCAUGUUUCACUGACUUGUGGGUGUGGUCACUUGUAGCACCUCCAUUCACACUCGGGUUCUUGGGUUAGACCUGUGUAGACCUGUGUAGACCUGUGUAAAGCUGUAGCACGUUACCAAGACCAAACUGACGGUCAAACAACACGGGUUUUCCACUGUGGCUGAUGUUUAAACCACUAACAGAACAAACCGGCAUAUAAUGCUUGACUUGAUUUCCUGUGUCCUCCUCUUUGCCCAGAAAAAACGACCGUUUCAUUUCAGUGUCAAAAUGUAGUUUCAUUACUAACGGGGAAGUUGUGCUGUGACGCAGUAUUUGAAUUCCUCAGAUAUUGUGUAUGACAUUAUUGGUUAUACUUCAUGCACAAUAUUGAAUGUUUCAAAAAUGUGCGUUUAGUCACAACUUUCUCUUACCUUCAGUAUUUUUACUUGACAUAUCGUCUGUAUUCCUGAGUAUAAACAGUUUAAUUUUGUUUAUUUCUUUCAUCACAAAGUAACUCCCCCCCCACACACACACACUGUUUGUGCGCGGGCCUUCCCUGACGGGUCCUAUGGACCCAAUCCUGUCAAAGUCUGUCUCUGUAAUAUGAUAUAUGUGUGUGUGUGUGUGUGUGUAAAGUCAUUUUAAGGUUCCUACAUAGAAACAAACAAACAAAGGUGAUGUGGUACUAGUUACAGGACUAGUGUUCACUUAUAUUUUUAGUAAGGUCAUUUAAAAUAACCCCUAUUUUGACAAGCGAUAAGUAAUACAUUUCAGGUUGUAUGGUAAAUCCAUAUAGUAAUUCAAAUAUUUCUUACUUAAAGAGUGAUUUAAGGACAUGAUUAAGACAUUUCACACCAUUACUGUGCUUCUCUAUGAAUAUAACAUAUGGUUUAAAUUUGCCGUUUGUUUCUUCUUUAAAAAAAACAACAAAAAAAACAAACAACCAAAGUCUGUUGAAUGUGUUGAACUAAAGCAUGUGUCAGGACUGUAGUUAACUCUGUAAACACUUCUCUACGUCACUGGACCCGUCAUUUCAAUUGUUCUUUUUUUUUUUCUUUGUGCUGAAUCUAAAAAAAACAAAAACUCUUUUGCUGUUCUUAUCUGAAGGUGACGUUGACUGUUGAGGUUAGUUUAAGACGAACAAACCCGCGUUCUGCAGUGUGUGUGUGUGUGUGUGUGUGUGUGUGUGUGUGUGUGUCAGAGCUCCUGCUGUGUGGGACUCUGAUCACUGUGACUCCCCCGUCGCUCUCCUCUUAGUCUUUUUUAGAUCACAGGAGCUGAAUCUCUGUGUCCACCCCUUUUUAGCUGCUGUUUCUUUUCUUUGGAGAAGGUGGUGUCAUUAUGGGGGAGACAUGUGUCGCUGAAUGAAACCGUCUUUUCCUUUGCAGAGUGUGUGUUUGUUGAACAAAUGAGAAUGUACAUACGUGUGCUUAUAUAUACAGUAUAUAUGUUUGUGUGUGAGCCUGUUUCUCUCCAUCCUUUGCACCGAGCCGUAGACGACGUCCAGUUUGUGUCCGUGUUUGUCAUCACGUGGCUCAAAGGGAACAUUUUUACUAAAGAUUUGUCUUUUGACUACUCGAUUGGAAAUUGCUUCUUUUUAAAGGUGCAACAGCUGUCAUUUUCUUUUCUCCGACUUUCAUAAUCCUGUGAACUGUGCAAACGCUGGUCCUGUAAAACAUGGGGCUAUUAUCCGAAGCCCCUCCUUGCCCUUGUAAGCCCCGCCUCCAUUGUCCCUACCCACCAAAAGACUGAUUCCUCGUCACAGACAGUGCAAUCUACUACUGAGCUGUCUGUAGCCUCUUUUUUUUAUUUAAGUUCAUUUCUGUCGGAUCUGAACCACACGUGUUAAUUUAAAAUUUCUUUUUUUUUUAAAGGUGUUUGUUUGAAAGAAAGUGACGUUGCACUGACAUGAAAAACGUGUACAUAAAAUGUGUUUUGUAAAUAAGCCAAUGAAAAGUAUGUAUUUGAAUAUGAACUGUACAAAAAUGCUGUACUUGUAGUUGUAUAUGGAGUGAUACUGUUGAUCUGUAACAAAGUACCCAACCAACAAAUUAAAUUCUGCAGAGGAAACAAUGA
Messenger RNA from Solea solea (common sole), 8535 nucleotides. RefSeq names its product ubiquitin specific peptidase 32 (gene usp32). Gene Ontology annotation, molecular function: cysteine-type deubiquitinase activity; calcium ion binding. Gene Ontology annotation, biological process: protein deubiquitination. Gene Ontology annotation, cellular component: Golgi apparatus. The transcript has 34 exons. The record is from RefSeq and is a predicted model, not a curated record. NCBI's taxonomy places the organism in Eukaryota, Metazoa, Chordata, Actinopteri, Pleuronectiformes, Soleidae. Bases 155 to 5002 code for a protein of 1615 amino acids.